Molecule: messenger RNA, 10998 nt
Organism: Girardinichthys multiradiatus
Lineage: Eukaryota; Metazoa; Chordata; Actinopteri; Cyprinodontiformes; Goodeidae
Gene: bahd1
Product: bromo adjacent homology domain containing 1
Exons: 7
Coding region: 2573-5047 (824 amino acids)
Molecular function (GO): chromatin binding
Source: RefSeq, a predicted model, not a curated record
UUUCCGCCUCCCUUCAAAGUCUUACUGGCAUUCUCAAUUUCAAAUCCAAAUAGCCAAAUUUCUGGUACUUUUAGUAGAUCCUGAGCAAACAACUUUCUCCAAGAUUAAAUCAUAUCACCUUUGAGUCCGGGAAACUUAGCCAGCCUGCGAUUCUGUUUAAGGAUUGUGUCCAGCUUGCGAUUCUGCUCUCUUAACAUAUCAGUCUGAGUGCUGAGAGCUCCAAAGAUCCCUUCAAACAUCCCAGGCAGCUUUGGAGGGCUUUGAACUGCUGCCAAUGUUUUACGAAUCUUUCGAUAAGCCAAGUAACCGCCAACUCCAAAAAGCAGAAAUCCUGUUAUCAGAAAUCCAAUUAUGUACAAAUCUUCCACGUCCUCGACUGACAUUGUUGUCAGAUACACAAUCUGCCACUGCUGCCACGAGUCCUUUGUGUAUCCGAAGAAGAAUGUCCUGUCUGGACAAGAGGGUUCCCCUUUACCCUGUCUUCCCGUCGAGAAAAUUUGAUUGAAUGCGUUGAGAGACCAGCUGACCAAAUCCAUAAUGAACAAAUUAGGAGUAUAUGCAAACAGAGGCUCUAAGAAAAACAUAGACAAAAAGCUGAAGCAGGGCAAAAAAUGGGGGAGGAUCAAGGAGAGAGUGGAAAAGCAUCUGACCCCGCCGAGAGCAGAAGAGAAAAUGUCGCAGUUGUCCAUGUUCUAUCACACUGUUUCCUUCCACUUAACUUUCCUUCCAUUUAAUGGAAUACAGGACCCUGUGAUAUCCUGACGUAUCCCUGGGCGUUAGUGACUGUUGGAGUACCAUCAACUCAACCCCAUGAUUGUUUCUGGGCCUAACAUGACCAUAAGGUAUUUUAAAAAUCCUUUCUUAUUUCUGUUUUUUUAUAUUCAGAUUUUCAGAGAAAAUUACUAAAAUAAAUUAACUUUUUAAUGAUAUUUUAAUCUGCUGAGAUGCACCUCAGAAUACCACUUAAUUGGCCCUGAAUCCCUGAACAACUUGAAUCCCUGAACAACUUGCUUAAUAAUGCACAGAUUAAAGUAUGAAAGUCAAAGUUUGGUUUUACAAAAGAAGCAACAGGCCCUCCAGUAUGGAGUAUGGAGCUAAAUUGGGGCCAUAACGUUUGUUCAAACGAAAAAAAUUUGAACCUGAACAAUAGAAGUUUGUUGCCCCGUAUGCCAGUUUGCCCCUGGCUGUGAGUCAUUUCACUACAUGUAGACCAAACACAUUUUAAUGAAAAAUGCACCAGAAACCAAAACCCGAGUCCAGUCCAUGUGAAAACAGGUCCAGGCGUAAUUAUGCAAAGAUAUUCGGAAAAUACUGGCUCGUUUUGUAUCUGGUUUCAUUCGCUUAGUCUGGCGGUUCGUUUGCUUUAUGUUGAGGGCAUGGGAAAUCUCCAACAUGGACUUAAAAUGCUGUGGAAAUCUGUCAAGAUCAUAUUUUCUCCUCUGAGAAAGCUGCUUCUAUUGGUGAAGCAUGUGAUCUUUCAAAACCAAUCACAUAUGUAUAGAAUAUUGAUGAUGUAUUACAAAUAAUUCCAGUUCCCACGGUCCCUGAAUGCAACAGCUGGGAAUAUGUUGUUCAGCCCUGUGUUGAGCUGUCAGUCGUGUUUCCGCAUGGUCUUUACUGAGGCCCCGCCCCCCACGCCAAAACAGGGCCAGAAGUUUGAAGCCAAAAAAAAAAUCUGCAAAUUUGAAAAAAAAAACUUGAAUCUGAAAAGUAGUUUUUAACUUUUUUUUUCCAGUCUCAGAUGUUUGGUUUUUUUUGAGUUGCAAAAAUUCUAUUUCCAAUUUUUUGGGGGGAGGUUCAAAAUAAUUUUUCAGGUUCAAAUGUUUUUCUUUUGAACAAACAUUAUGGCCCCAAUUUAGCUCCAUACUCCAGGGACCUCCAGAAACUGAAUGAUGAGCCAGAGAGGUGACUGAAACACCUCCUCCAUUCAGCAGCUGAGCUUCUCCUGCCUCUGCUGUCACAGUUAUCUCCAGUGUCAGAAUAAAAGGGUCUUAAAGACAUAAUAAUGUGCGCAGGGGCCAUCUGUCAGCCCACCGGGGGCCGCCGCCGCUGCCGCUGGGGAGUGGGACGUGUGCUCCGCGCUGCGGCGUGGCCCUUUAAGAAACUCCAUGUUUUCGCUUCUUGAUGCGUCAACAUAAAAAACGGAUGAUGCCGUUAUGUAAAACAUGCCAAAGUCAGCCGGAGUUUGCAGGAUCUGGGCUCAGGGCCUCGGCUGCUUUUUAAACUCAUCUGGUGCAGUUUGAAGCGUCGCGGGUGGAUGUUUUGCCCCCACGCAGCGGGAGUUCGGAGUGGGAAAGGAAAUAAAACACGCAGCUUCAGAUCAGCUCAACAUGAGUCGCCCUCCGCUCGGUUUUCCACCUUCAUUUGUGGAAAGCUCAUACACCUGACGCAUCUCUGUCUCCUUCCUCUGGAACCGAACCUGGGUUUAUUUUAAAGGAUCAAUCCGCUCCGUUCCUUCGUGUUCCGGGGCUGAUUCCAGUCUGCGAAGCGAUUAAUGACGACUUGAAACACCUCUGUUGUAGGACCUGUGGAUGACGAGAUUUCGGCACAUCUGCUCACUGAUGCUGAUACCAUGGUGAAAGCUCAACAGAGCCAGUUGGCAAAAUGUAGGAAGCUCCAGAACAAGAAUGCAUGCAAGAAAAAGGGAGAACUUAAACCGAAAGGAAACGUGGGAAAAAAUGAGCUUCGUGAAAAACAAAAGAGAGACAUAAAAGGUUCCUGUCACAGGAAGACGACUGCAGCAACAGGUAAUGAUGAUGCAUUAGCCUGCUGCGUUGUGCUGACUCGUCUGGAUGAGAAAGGAGUCGUCGGUAAGGAAAAGAAUGCAAAAUCUAAGAUGCAAAAGAGUGCUAAAGUCAAAAAGAAAGAACGCUCUGUUCCAAGAUCAACUAAAUAUCGGGAACCAAAAACCAACCAAGCAGACGCCUUACUCAUGUUAACUUCCCCCGUUGUCGAGCCUCGCAGGAGAAGAAUGGCUUCUCUCAAUGCUGAGGCCGUCAACAGUUUGCUGCUCUACAGAGACAGUUCGAUGAUGACAAAUCUCACAAAGAAAUUGCAACCUUCAGGUGAAGACGCUUUAGAAACAUUUGUUUCUAAAGCCAAAAAUGUUUCUGCAGGAGGAAAAAGAGCCAAAAAACAGAAGCGGUCAUCAGGUCAGGCGGAGAGCAUUGACUGGUUGAGUUUGUUUGCUCCAACGCCGCGACGUCAGGCAAGUCUCACAGCUGAAACACUGCUCAAACUCACCAGCACCCAGUACAAAACCAAACGACAGAAGAAGACAGAGUGCAAGCCGGAGGUGAGGAAUGAACCAACAGAGUCCACUCAGAACAGCUCAAACACUGACCCUGUCUGUGAAGGAACCACACAGACCAAAAAAAGAAGACCACGCGCAAAAUUAGAAGAGCUUAAGCACAGAAAACAGGGCACAGAAUUUCCAGCACAUCCCAAGCUGAGCUCUGCUCCUCAGGGCUGCUGCAGUCUUUGUCAGACAGAGAGGGAGAGUACCACAGGGGGCCAGGACUGUGUCAGACAUGCCUUCCAAUGUGGUUCCUCAUCAGGUUUCCCCUUAAACACAAUCAAAGAGGAGCAGAUGCAGGCAGAAGUAACUUCCUGCUUUUGCUGCUCCCAAGAGAGAUGUGUCGAGUACUGUCACAGACUGGCUCUCUUCCUGGAGGACAAAACCUUUAAGGAACCAGAGGACAGCUCACUGUCUGAAGUGUUCCACCACCACCACCACCAUCAUCACCACCACCACCACCACCACCACCACCUUCAAACGCCCCAUUCUGUAGCCCACCCAGCAGCCAUAACCAUAAGUCCACACACAUACACAUGUUUCCCGGGCUACUACGUCCACUUCAGCCAUCCAGACAGCUCGCCUUCUCCAAUACCGCCCCUCUCUUUAUGCCCGAGGAGCAGCAAGAGGCCAAAGCUGAACCCCAGCACAGGUCCGCAACCCUCAGGGAUCAGACGUCCAGUUUACUGCUGCACUUCAGUGGAGGCGUGCUACGGAGAGCCCUGCAGAAUCAAUGGCUACUCCUAUUCCAGUGUGAUUCCUGCUAUCACCAGAGGAGGGUGUCCCUUCAGCCCCAAAGACUGCAGCAAAUGUAACCAAGGCAUCAAAAGAGAAGAAUACUCCUCAAGCCUCGGUGAUCGCCACAGCCCAUCCUCCAUCCCUGCUUGUCCCAGCCCCAGAGUACUGACUGGCUGGCCCAUUCCCACUGUGCCUCCAGCCGGCCAAUCGGUGCCCCACGUCCAGACUCCCCUGUCCGACCCCAGCCAACCCCAGCCCCCGCUGCAGGUGGCAAAGGAGUGUCCACAGAGUGCCAAGCCGCCCAGCGGCUCGAGGUCCGGAGCCCGCGGGGGCCUGGCCGUCUCUCCUCUGAGCCGGGACAAGAACCAGAGACUUGGCUCCGUCUCUGUUGGGGGGCAUACGGUUCCCAAGCAGAAGAACAGCCAGCAAAAAUCUACCAACGGCUGGAGGUCGCUGGGCCUGCCCUUCGAGAAGGAGGUUUUUGUUGUUGGAGAGGAGACUCCGGUGCUGAGGAAGUGUUUUGAGGGAAUCCGCAGGGACAGGGACGUGAUUCGCGUCAGAGACACUGUUCUGCUGAAGUCUGGGCCCAGAAAGAAGUCUCUGCCUUACGUGGCCAAGGUGUCUGCCCUGUGGGAGGAGCCAGAGUCAGGAGAGCUGAUGAUGAGUUUGUUUUGGUAUUACCGUCCAGAACACACGCAGGGAGGGCGCAACCCCACCAUGCAUUGUGAGAAUGAGAUCUUUGCAUCCCGUCACCAGGAUGUCAACAGUGUGGCCUGUAUUGAAGACAAAUGCUAUGUCCUAACGUUGGCACAGUAUUGUCGAUUUUGUGCCUUGGUAAAGCGCCACAGGGAGAGUGUACGCGACAGCGCCGUCUCCCUCGUGGUGCCCCCCGUUCUUAGCAACUCCAUGCCCACCCACCACUGUGUGCCCGAUGAUGUCGACCCAGAGCUGGUGCUGUUCUGUCGACACGUCUACGACUUCCGCUACGGACGCCUCCUGAAGAACCUGCAGUAGUAUGUGAGACUUUCUGCUGCACAGGAGCAGAUCGUUUAACCUUACUGUCAUCCUCCAUGGGUUUUAAUCCACUACUUGCAGCCUCAUGCAAAGAAUUUAAUUAGCUUUGAACUGUUUGUUUAAACACAAUACAUUUGUUCGGCAGUCAUCUGGCAUGAUGCAUCAGAGUUGUGUGGCAGUGUGAAUGGCCUGUGUUGAUGUAGCAGCUGUCAGAAGAACAUGGAAGUUACUCUGCUGUAAAAAAAACGCUACUGUAGCUCUUAGAAAUGUGACAUUUGACAGAUCUGCAGCUGAUGUUUUAUGUGAAUGACACUGCUGUCUGCCUGACAGAUAUCAGAUACAUAAAGUGCUUCAAUGAUCUGCUCAUAGCUAAUGAAAACCUAUGGUAUAUCGUCGUUGAUGUAAGAAGUGGCUGAUGAUUUGACCACAUCUCUUCUAAUUUCCCUCUGAUUUAAAUAUGCUAAAUAUCUCAUCGCUGCACAUAGAGUCUUAGAGUACAUUUUACUGGUUGUAGGGCCUUGUCUUAAACAUGUAGUUUGAAUAAAAGCUAAUAAUUGAGCUUGAAACUGCUAACAGCCAACUUGAAAUGUUUUAGGAGAUUUAUAAGUCUUCUACCCAGGAAUGCACUUACUGGAGUCAGACGUCAAAGCAGAGAUGUUCUUAACUCAGGAUGCAUCCACAAGAACAGUUUCAUUUUUAAUACGUCAGGCUUUUUGCUGCUUUAGCAUCUCCCGGCUGCACUAAGGCAUAUGUUAGGACCCCUGAAAUCAAUUUACUGAGAAAAUCUUGAUGAGAGACACUUUUGAAAGCCACGACAGAGAUUAACAGCACAAAAAAUCAAUGAUUUAACCACCAUAACAACUGUACAUCAGACAAACCUGCCAGCUCUUUUUACUGAAGCCAUUUGCAUUAGCCCGAUAAUAAAUCUCUCGAUAUAAAAAAGUGUCAGCAAACCAACUAUUUUUUUGUCCACUGAUCAACUAAUUUUUUAAUAAAUCUGAAAGACAAGUUUUCGCCUCUCACUCAAUGACCACUGGAGGCACCAGCUCCCAGACGUCCAUGGGUGGAUGGACUAAUUUUCCUCUCAAAAACCUAUUAUUUUAUCUUAUUUUAUUUUAUUAGCUAUUUUUUACUAUAAACGUUUGAAUACCACAAAAUAUAUAAGCAAAGAUUAGCAAUUGAAAGUGUGACAUUUUUGUAUGAUGUGCCAGCUCCAGCGUAAAGCCCUUAUUGUUUAUAUAUUUACAGUUCAACAAGCCUGAGUAUUUAGGAUGUCAAACACGAUGAGACUGAAUGAAAGAAAAAAAAGAAAUAAAUGUUAAACUCCAAACAAUAAAGAAUACGUUUCUAUUAAACCCUGUAUUUAAAAUGUAAUAAUGUAGACUGAAAUAACUUUUAUUUAAUAAAUGUAUUUAUUUUUACGAGUCCUUCUGGUUUAAAUUAGAUUUAUUUAGAUAUUAGCAUCAUUUAUCUAAAAUAUUUAGCUAAAAUGCAGCUGCACAUUAUAUGAAAUCACAAUCAUCAAUGCCACCUCAUUGUGUGCAAUAUUGCGGUUGCAAAGGGCCACUUGGCUGCAACAUCAGGUAGGCUAUAAUAUUCCAAGGGCUGUGCAUUAAAACUUGGCUUUCCAAUAAUGUUUUUGAUCACUUGGAUGGGCUUUCGCUUUUUAUUAUGUCCACAUCUGAUAUAGAUUUGUAGCGAUGAAGAUGACAGAGCUCAGGAGGAGACAUUGUGAUGAUAGAUGGUGAAAGGAAGAGAGUUAAGAGCAAAAUAAAGGUUGAUCUUCAUCAAUAUUGUGAUAUUUAACAAUAUCAUUGCAGUUUCAUGUUUUUAUAAUAUUGUGCAGCUCCAAUCUAAACUGCACAAAGUCUGCACAUUAAUGGAUGCAGAGGGUCAAAAUGUUUCCAUAAGCACAGACUACCUGUCACACUUCAGAGUUCAUUCAUCAGCUUCAAAACAUUCUCUUUUCUCUUUACGGUCGACUCAUCAUUGACCUCUGGGUGUUGUCUCUUUGGGUGCUUAGCAUGGAUGGCGUUUGUGCUGCUGUGGUUCAUCAUGAAAACUUAGAGGUUCUGAAAUUAACAUCAUUUUAAGGCAAUACAAGUGUUUAAUCAUACCAGCCCUCUCUGUGUGUGGAGUGAUUCAAAAUGCAGUGAUUCCAAAAUCUGAAUAAUUUGGGGGAAUUCUGCAUUAAUUCCCCCAAAACUUACAUGUUUUAUCUUAAGUUCAAUUAAGGUCAUCAGCUUUAAUUAACGUCAUUAGUCAGCAGAUUGGAAAGUUGUUUUUUAACAAUUCCAGCUGGUUUUCAGCCAGCCUGCAAAUAAUGCUGGAUUUUGCAUGUUUUUCUUUUUACUAACUAGAAAUUGCCCAUAAAUAUGACCUAAAGGAGUAAGAAAUGUGGCUUUAUUAGGAGGCUGUUAGUGUGGAUGUAGCCUAACCUGUAUUUUGUGCAGCAAGUAAGAUUUUAACAAUAAAUUUAAAGUAGAAAUACAACAAAAGAUGAACUGUGAAAGUUCUGCCAUCAUGUCCCAUAUGAGUUAUUUUUAAUUAAUAUUUGCUCCCCAGAAUGAAAUCUGUGCACACAGUGUGAAGGUGAUUAUCAUUCGGCCAUUUAAGGCAAAUACUUUGCUUCCUUAAAGCGUGUCUACGCUCUAGUGACUAAUAUAUUCAGUGUAGCAUUUCGAUCUGUGAUAAAGACAUAUUUCUAUGUUUGAGAAAAAAUUUGUAUUUAUUUCUGUAUGGCGAAAAUCUUAAUUUAUUUUCGACAUAAAUUUUAAAAGUAGAGUUUUAGAUGAUACGGUUUUCAUUCCUGGUUCAUCCUCUCUUCUUUCUUGUUGCACUGUGUAAAAUCUGGGUGAGUCAUUUGCCAAAGCAUUACUGUGUUUGAGUUGCAGUUAAGGUUUUGUGUUGAAAUGCUAAAGUUAGAGGAUGUACCUGCGGGACCAAGAUGCACGUGGGCUUCUCAGAUGAAAAGCGUUGCCUCUUGAUUAUUUUUGCACCAACCUCAUCAUUUGCCUCUACCCUUGAGCCUGCCGCCUUAUUCCUAGCCUUUUAUUUAGGAACAUGCGUUCAUCUUUACCUGGGUUAUUAAAGCUGCAAGUGUUGUUUGCUGAUUGCUUACAGUAGAUUUCAGUGUUCUGUACAAAUGUAGCACCAUCAUUUAUUUAAAAAUAUAUCUAGGUCAAAUUUUAGAGUUUUACUAAAGCAAUAAUCAACAAAAUGAAAAAUACUGUACUUUGCUUAAGUAUUCACAGCUCCUUAAUUUCUUUGACAUUUUGAUACAUUAUUAUUCCAUAUAUUAUAUAGGGCUUGUGAACAUCAAGUCCUUUGAAGUCUUGCAACAGAUGUUCAAUUGGGUUUGGGCCUUGACUUUGACUAGGCCAUUCCAACACAUCUAAACCAGUCCAUUAUAGCUCUGGUUGUAUGUUUAGGGUCGUAAUCCUGAUGUAAGGUGAACUUCCACCUCAGCUUCAAGACUUUAGCAGCCUCUAUCAGGUUUUCUUCCAGGAUUAUCUUGUGUUUAUCUCGUUCCAUCUUUGCAUCAAAUUUGACCAGCUUAACUGUCCCUGCAGAACAAAAGCUUCCACUUAGCAUGACGCUGCCACCACCAUGUUCAACCAUGGAAAUCCAUGCUGGCUCCUCCAGGGAUAUCAUGGGCCGCUUAGCAGUUUCUCUCCUUAGUUACCUGGGUGGACAGGAUGAUGGAAACCCAUGUAUCAUUGUCCUUCCACUUCACAAUUAUGCACCACUUUGUGUUUGUAUUUCACAUAAUACAUUAAAAUACAUUGAGGUUUGCGGUUGUAAUGUGGCAAUAUGUAGAAAGGUCCAUGGGGUGUGAAUACUUAUGCACAUUAGUGUUCUAAACCUGUGUCCUAAACUCUGUUUUGGCUCAAAUAUGUCAUAGUUUGCAGGUCCCAUGCAAACAUUUCUUAAAUGUAUUCAUUCUGUUAAUUCAUUAGUAUUAAGACAUACAUGUUUCUAGAUUGACUGAUCAUAAUACAUCAUAGUUGCCAUUUAACCAACACUAGACAUGAGUAAACUUUAGCAGAUGGGGUCAAAUUAGGAAAAACAAAUUAACCUUGACAUCAAAUUGUGUACGUUUGUGGCAUUUACGAAUUAUAGCAAAGUUAAGGGGUUAUUUCCCCGCACAUGCAAGCCAAUAAAAGUACAUCCAUUUUUUUUUCUCAUUUAUUCAGUGUGCCUGGUUACAGUGGCCAUCUUGGAUUUGUCAGCUUUAAAGAGUUGUGAGACAUUUCUGAGCAGAUUUAAAUUUAGCACCCCUCGAUACUCUUAAAAAUCUCCGAAAAUGAAUGCAAUUUGCAUUCAAGCACCUAAAGUAAGCACCUUUUCAGAAAUGCUGCCUGGUGUAGAGGCCAUAGCUCAUGGCACAAAAAUGAUUUAGAAUAGAAACAAGUCUCAGAAGAAGGUUAUGGGAUGUCAUAGAGUUGCACGUAUUUCAGGUUAUAUCUAAUAAAUAGGCAGUCAGCAAAUACCAAAAGGCUGGCAUUACCACUUCAGAGUCCAGAGAAGCUUAUGAAACAGAGCCAGAAUACAUCUGAAUCUUCUGACACUUUCUAGCAAUGGUUGUGAAUGAUCUCACUCAUAUCUGCUCUUCUCGCUCUUCUCGUAAUCGCUUACAUGUCAGUUGUAGAAGUCCGGGGUUUCAGGGUAAAAUGCUGACCACUCUUACCAUCUCUCCAUUAACAAACCUCCCGUCUUCUGCCUUCAGUAUGCGUACAUCCUGAAGGUCUGACCCAGUACAGCAUCUAAGUCCCUAACAAAUCAGUCCAAAUGUAUUUGUAAAAAACAUGAGGGUCAUACAAUCAGUGCAGUCCAUGUAUAUGAGACAAAUCCCAUCCUGCAUCAACCGGAUGCAUGACAGUAAUGCAGGUGCAUCCCAACAAAUAAGAAAAUAAAUGUGAAGUUCAUCCAAUAAUUUAUUUACACCCUGCUUGCAAGCACCUACUUUCUUGAAAGCUGUUAAUUUGUGUGGAUUUUAAAAGUGUUGUCAUAUAUUUCCUACAAUCUAAGGGAAAAAAUGGUUUCACUGCAAUUGAUCAAUGUUUUUCCCUGAACCUUCCCCUAAUUAACAGCUUAAUUUUUAUUCAUUCGGUUAUUCAGACUCCAAUUUAAAGGUAUUGUUGAGAUUAUUUUUGAGCGGGGUUCUGUUGAGAGAUGAUGAAAGGUCAGUAGCUUACCUGCAGCAGAUAACUCCCUUAGCUUCUUCUCUUUGAAUGAGUACAGUUUAGUUUUUUCUCAGAAGCUGAACAUAUUUACACUGAACAUUGAAGUGGUCUCUAACAUUAACCUUCUCGUGUGAAACACCUGAAACAAACAUUUUAAGUGUUUGUUACCAUACUAACGAUCUGAAGGGGAAAUACGGCAGAAUCCAUAUUUCAUCUUUCAGUUGCUGCAAAAACUCUGUUUUUACAGCUUAUUACUUCCAUUAUUAAAAGGAAUUUAAAAGCUUAACACAGAUGGUGUCUGAAGCCAGUGGUUCUGAAGCCAACACACCGAAAUGACACGAAGCAGUCUCACAGAUCAUAAAGACACAUUUGAUUCACUCUGAACAUCUGUAACAUGGAAGUAUGAGAUAUUUUCUGUCUUACAUGGCCCUCUGUGCCUGUUUCCAUUAACUGUUCCUAUUCCAAGAGUUUACUGAGGAGAAGGAUGUGUUGUCUGAGUAGUUUCCCAAAUGCCUUCUGUUUGUUUAAAGAUGCUGAUCUGAUCGUGAAUCAAAGAAAUGUUUGCACCAAAUAAAGACAAGAAUUUAACUCAUUCCCAGGUGUAGAAAUACCUGAAUGUUAGUCCUAGUGUGAAUCUUCCUUUGUAUUCUUUGCAUGGAAAUAUCUUGGAAAUAUUAAUCACAACACAGAUUAUUUGUAUGAAUUUAAAUGGACUUCUGUAACAUUAGAUAUAAGAUAUUGUAAUAAAUAAUAUAUGACUUCAAA